AUGAUUCUCAGGAACAUUGUCACUCAGCUUCAUCAUCACCAGUCUAAUCAACCACCUCGUGUUCUUCCGCGAAAAUCUUCUUCAGAAAACAAUCGCAUCAAGUUCCCAAUCUCUCCACACACCCUCUCUUUAUCUUACUCUGAUGUUCAAUUGAAACAUUGGGGUUCCAGAUUAGUGGUUCAUAGGCGUGUAUCUGGAGAGUUUUCUGAUGGGAUUAUCGAUCAGGAUGAACAUGAACCUCCAAAUUAUGAACAAAUUUCACCCCAGAGACAUGAAGAAAUUCCAAAGGAAGCCUACUCUGUAUUGCCUCAAGUAGUUCUUGCUAGUACAAUAUUGGUUCUUUUCUUUCCACCAUCUUUCACAUGGUUCAAUAGCAGGUAUUAUGCCCCGGCUUUAUGUUUCUUGAUGUUUGUAGUCGGACUUAAUUCAAGUGAAAAAGAUUUUGUUGAAGCUUUCAAUAGACCACAAGCUUUUUUCGCACGUUAUCUUGCCCAAUUUGUUCAAAAGCCAUUCAUUGGUUAUCUUUUUGGAACAUUGUUCAUGACAAUAUGUGGCUUUCCAACUUCCUUAGGUGCUGGGAUUAUGCUAACCACUUGCGUUAGUGGGGCCCAACUCUCGAAAUAUGCCACUUUUCUAAUGGACCCCACAAUGGCUCCACUAAGCAUUGUUGUGACGUCAUUAUCUACUGCUAUCUCUGUUUCUGUGACCCCACUUUUAUCAGUUUUGCUGAUUGGAGAGAAAUCGCCUGUUGAUCUCAAACAAAUGGCUUCCAAUAUUUUGAAGAUUGUAAUUUCACCUCUUGCUGUUGGCUUGCUUCUUAAUCGGUUUUUGCCAAGAAUGUGUAGCAACAUUCGACCUUUUUUACCUCCUUUAUCGAUUCUAGUGACUUCAGUAUGUAUGGUGGCUCCUAUUGUUGCUAACAUAAACUCUGUUUCAUCGUCUUUUUUUAUAAAAGUUUUUGUGCUUGUUACUGGGCUUCAUAUCUCAGCAUUUGUACUCUCAAAUGCAUUUUUAAUCGCAUUGUUUUCCACAAUUCACUUGAUGUCAAACUAUUUCAGAGACAACUUUCUUACAAAACAGGUAUGAAGCAAGGGGUAUUAAACAAAGUGUAGGAGGAAAUUGAGUUAACUCUACACGUUUAAGGUUGGUAGAGAUGAAGGGAGGAAUAAAUCCUUAUACGACAUGUGACUUUCAAACUUGUGGAGCCCUUGUAAUUUAAUACUAAUAUAAAUUUUAAUUAAAAAAAAAUAUAUUGCAAAUUUGGUUCAUGUGGUUUGUUUUGUUGAUUUCUUUGGUUACAAGUGACUUUCAAAAUUGUGGAUAUGGUUCUUUUGAUCUAUUUUUAUUGUUGG
Molecule: messenger RNA, 1352 nt
Organism: Lactuca saligna
Lineage: Eukaryota; Viridiplantae; Streptophyta; Magnoliopsida; Asterales; Asteraceae
Source: the annotation of a GenBank genome assembly